Molecule: messenger RNA, 1719 nt
Organism: Macadamia integrifolia
Lineage: Eukaryota; Viridiplantae; Streptophyta; Magnoliopsida; Proteales; Proteaceae
Exons: 5
Coding region: 227-1558 (443 amino acids)
Source: RefSeq, a predicted model, not a curated record
GUAGCCGUGGUGAUGGUCCCCUACUGUAAACAUUCCAGCUUCCCUUGGUGGAUUCAGAAUGAGAAUAGUAAUAUCCCCUAGUUCCCAUCCUGACUCCCUCAGGCCAGAGUUCAGUGUCUCUCUCUCUCUCUCUCUCUCUCUCUCUCUCGUACACAGAACUGCGACGUUUCCUUUUUCAACUCUUACUCCUUCCACUACCAUUUAGGAUUGCUACUUCAAGAGUUCAAUGGCUAUGGCUAAUAGUAGUAGUGGUAGUAGUAACAGAGACGACCCUCUCUCCCUUCUGAAUUCUACUGCUGCUACUACUAUUACUUCAUCUUCCCCAAUCCCAGCAUCAUCAGAUGGUGAUGGAUUCCUUGGUGACCAUAAUUCGCAGAUUGGGAGCGCUUCGGGGAGUUUCCAGAACGAUGGGUUGUUGACUAGUGACGCAGGAAGCGGAAGCAACAGCGAUGUCGAGUUCGGAUUCCUACGCGCCGACUUUCGUCAGAGUUCUCUUGUCGGAACCGUGCAGAUCUACGACCGUCAUGUUUUCCUCUGCUACAAGAAUCCUCUUGUCUGGCCUCCCCACGUUGAAGCCGCUGAGUUCGAUCGCUUGCCCAGGCUCCUCUCCGCCACUCUCAUGGCCAGGAAAGCCGACAUGACAAAAAAGACUCGCUUAACAAUAUGUGAAGGACGUGAUGGUACCGAGACUUCGAAUGGGGAUGUAUUGAUCUUUCCAGAUAUGAUCCGUUACCGGCGCUUGACACAUUUUGAUGUUGAUACAUUUGUUGAAGAAGUACUUGUGAAGGAUAAUGAAUGGCUUCCUGGCACACCUGAAACACUGAGAGGUUCAUACAUUUUUGUUUGUUCUCAUGGGAGCCGGGAUCGCCGAUGUGGUGUUUGUGGACCUGCUCUAAUUGCAAGGUUCAAAGAAGAGAUCGAUGCACGAAGUCUUCAAGGUCAAGUUUCUGUUAGCCCCUGCUCACAUAUUGGGGGCCAUAAAUAUGCAGGAAAUGUAAUCAUAUUUGGUAGAAAUAUUGAUGAAGUGACAGGUCACUGGUAUGGCUAUGUCACUCCAGAGGAUGUACCUAUUUUGCUAGACCAGCAUAUUGGGAAGGGAGAGAUUCUAGAUCAACUUUGGAGGGGUCAGAUGGGUUUAUCAGAAGAGGAGCAGAAGAAAGCACAAGAACGAAGGCUCCAAUUAAAUGGCGAGACCAACACGGAGAAAAGCGAAAAAGACCCUAUACAAGCCAAUGGAAGUGAUCUUGCCGGCAAUGGAACUCACUCAGAAGUAUUGGGCUGUUGCCAGGAUAACAAGAAUUCUUCUUGUUGCAAGAAUACAACUGUACCACUGAAGUCUAAAAAGGUUGAAAGUGAGGCAAAAGUGGCAGUUGAAGGGAAGAGCAGUAGCAAACCAAGUUCAAGGAUUAGCAACAAAGGAGCUUGCACACGCAAGGCAUGUGUAAUGCCUACAUGGUUUGAAAGCUUGGAACGUGAAGAUAUACAUGCGGCCCUUGCUGUCGUGGGAGCUGCUGUAUCUGUGGCCAUUGCGUAUAAGUGCUAUAAACAAUUGAGAUGAUUAGCCCAAGAUGGAUCUGGUUUUUGUUUAAUCUCUAUCAUGCUUAAAAGCCUAUACUUUUAUCCUUCUAGAAUUUGUGUAUAUUGAUGAUCUUAAAAGGGAGAAGUCAGUGGACAAACAAGCCCAGAAAUUAUAUUUCAAAGAAGGCCCAACUUCAAACA